CCCUUCUCCGCGUCCCUUGUUCCCCCUUUACGGCUAUCGCUGCCUUUAACCCAAAACCCCUUCGGCUCCUCCGUUGUCGUCUUCUCCACCGAUGAAGCCAGUGACCGAAGCGAGCAGCUUUCCCACCGCACUGUUCCCCCUAAGCGUUCUCUGAAGCAGUGCGUAUGGAAGAGACGAUGGAGGCGCGGGGGCGGCUGGUGGGCGAUUACAUCCUCGGGCCGAAGAUCGGGGCCGGGUCCUUUGCGUCGGUGUGGCGUGCGCGGCACCGGAAGUACGGGCACGAGGUGGCGGUCAAGGAGAUCGACAAGCAGAGGGUCGACAGCAAGGUCCGCGACUGCCUCCUCAAGGAGGUCAGCAUCCUCCGCAACAUCUCCCACCCCAACAUCGUCCGCUUCUUCCAGGCCAUCCAGACGGAGGACAAGAUAUUUCUCGUGUUGGAGUACUGCGCUGGUGGAGACGUUGCAGAUUAUUUAAAUCGGCAGGGAAUUCGUGGGAGGGUGUCGGAGGAUGUUGCCAGACACUUCUUAAGGCAACUCGCUGAAGGAUUGAAAGUACUGCGCGAGAAUAAUCUCAUUCACAGGGACCUCAAACCACAGAACCUUCUGUUAUCAACUAGUGAUGAAACUGCAGUUUUGAAGAUUGGCGAUUUUGGUUUUGCAAGUUUGCAGCUAUUUAUGAAUAUAAUGGCGUCUCAUGAACUGCAUUUUCCAGAAGAUGUGAGUUUACAUCCUGAUUGUACACACAUUUGCAAGAGACUUCUCCGUCGGAAUCCUGUUGAGAGGCUGUCAUUUGAAGAAUUCUUCAAUCACAAUUUCCUCAACACACCAAGGACAAUUGAGACACCCAGUGAAUCUACAAACGUUCUAGAUGUUGGUGUUGAUGACGCUGGGCCAUCACAUUUAUCAGAUAUUUCUAACUCGAAGAUUGCAAGCACGGAUAAGAGUUUUACAUGCUUAAAUAGUACAAGAGUUGCUGACUCAUUGGAAUUCAUCGAACAAGACUAUGUUCUUGUUAAUGCUAAUUUUGCAUUAAUGGAGACUUGUACAUCUUCUUUGGAGCCAUCCUUGAAUGAAAAUUCCACAAGUAUGGUACCUAACUGCAGAUUGAAUAUGACCAGAAGAGGAUAUGUAGGUCCAGUUAAAUCUGUGGAGCGACCUGAGCUUUCAAUACAUCGUGCAGAUACCAUGGACAGCCAUGUUCCUUCUCUUUCAUCACAGUCACAAGCUUCUUUUACUGCAUCAGAAGAAUUGCAUGGGACAACAUCAGUGCAUCCUUUCUCUAGGAUUCAGUUUUUAAGUCAAUAUAUCAAUGCUUUAACAGAAUUAACUCAAGAAAAGCUUGAUGCCAGACUGAGUCUGGAAUCGUUUUCAUUGGAACUGGUGAUAUUAGCUAUUUGGAAAGUAAUUAUUCAGCUGUGCGACACAAUGAUGGCGUCAACAACUGAAGCAGACUUACUCAACCAGCAACAUCAUCAAAGGGAUGGCAUCUCUCAAAAUAUUUUAGAAGAAUUGGGUUUCACAAAUCCAUUACAAGUUUUCUCUUGGGCUGAGAACGGAUUUCUUAUUGCAUACGAUCGAGCAGAAAAGUUAUCUAAUAUUAUCCAACAUUCUGAUGGUGAAGCAGAGAUGCCAGAUGCAAUGGAAAUUAUAUUCCAGAUGGCUUUAACAGUUGGGAAAAAUGGAGCUGUGGAAGAGCUUAUGGGGCAAUUGAGUAAAGCAGCAGCAUCUUAUUCUAAAGCUAUUACUUAUCUGACAUUCGUCAUGGUCGAAGCCACACAGUUACCAUUGAACCCACCAUUCUCUCUGUCAUCUUCCGAUCGGCAACGUCUAUGCAGGUAUGUGUCAAAUUUGAGAACUCGCCUGAAUAAAUCUCAAAUGGCAGAUAGUGUUUCCAGGCAAAACCAUUAGUUCUUUGCAGCAAGUGAUAGGCGUGUCUGGGGAUUAUUUGGCUCCUUGUAAGUAGUAUUUACUAACAAAAUGAUAUCCGAAGUUGCUUUGGUUUGACAAAGCAUAUUCUGAUCUGACAUCCAAAUGGAGAAAACUCGCAUAGCAAUACUUGAAACUCUUUGAUUUUUGUUUCGGAAUUCAUAGGUGGGAUAUCAUUGUGUAUACUAUUAAUCCCAAGUCAUGGCUUCCAAAGGAAAACUGAAAUGUAUAUAUAUAUAUAUUUCUGUAAAUAAGCAACACUGGAAGAAUUAUUCGUCUGUUGGCUGGUGAUGUAAAUGAGGUGAUUUUUUAUA
Messenger RNA from Zingiber officinale, 2239 nucleotides. Its product is annotated as serine/threonine-protein kinase ATG1a-like. Gene Ontology annotation, molecular function: ATP binding; protein serine/threonine kinase activity. Gene Ontology annotation, biological process: peptidyl-serine phosphorylation; autophagy; autophagosome organization. The record is from RefSeq and is a predicted model, not a curated record. The transcript is spliced from 11 exons. The coding region runs from base 165 to 1907 and encodes 580 amino acids. Lineage: Eukaryota; Viridiplantae; Streptophyta; Magnoliopsida; Zingiberales; Zingiberaceae. Gene Ontology annotation, cellular component: autophagosome; cytoplasm.